AUCCCUCCUUGUUACCAGCACUGCAGCCCCGCUCUUCGAGGUGUUAGGUUGGUGUCUGUUUGUGUCAGUAAACAAAUAUUAACUUGGUGUUUUAUCAAACCUUCAGAUGCGACAACUCACAAUGCAGGCCUGGAUUCCUCCGCUUCUGCUUCUCGUGAGCUUUCAUGGCGCCUCGGCAAUGAUUCACUCUCUGAAGUAUUUCUACACUGGGUCUACUGGAGUCCCAAACUUCCCGCAGUAUGUGUCAGUUGGGUUGGUUGAUGAAGCUCAGAUAAGUCACUGUGACAGCAAGUCCAACAGAAAUGUCCCCAAACAGGACUGGAUGAGCAAAGUCACAGCAGAUGAGCCUCAGUACUGGCAGAGACAGACUGAGAUCUGUAUGGGUCACCAGCAGGUCUUCAAAGCCAACAUUGAGAUUUUAAAGCCACGCUUCAACCAAACUGGAGGUGUCCACAUUAACCAGAGGAUGUAUGGCUGUGAUUGGGACGAUGAGACUGGAAACAUCAAUGGUUAUUUUCAAGAUGGUUAUGAUGGAGAAGACUGGAUAUCAUUUGACCUGAAGACAGAGACAUGGAUCGCUCCAAAACAACAGGCUGUCAUCACCAAACACAAGUGGGACAAUGAUAAAGCUAAUAUAGCACAGCAGAAACACUACCUCACUCAGAUUUGUCCUGAGUGGCUGAAGAAGUAUGUGGACUAUGGGAGGAGCUCUCUGCUGAGAAAAGACAUUCCCUCAGUGUCUCUCCUCCAGAAGUCUCCCUCCUCUCCAGUCAGCUGCCACGCUACAGGUUUCUACCCAAACAGAGCCAUGAUGUUCUGGAGGAAAGAUGGAGAGGAGCUUCAUGAGAACGUGGACCACGGAGAGAUCCUCCACAACCAUGAUGGAUCCUUCCAGAUGAGCAGUGACCUGGACGUUUCAUCAGUCCCGUCUGAAGACUGGGAGAAGUAUGAGUGUGUGUUUCAGCUCUCUGGUGUGAAGGACAUCGUCACCAAACUGGACAAAGCAGUGAUCAGGACCAACAGAGAGAAGCCCACUGACAUGACCGUCCCCAUCAUUGCUGCAGUUGUUGUUCUCGCUCUCGUCCUCAUCGCUUUGAUCGGAUUCGUCAUUUACAAAAAGAAGAAUGCCAAACGCCCUCCAUCUCCUAUAAACAACCCUGAGGUCACGGAGGAACUGAAUCCAAAGGCAUAAAUGGCAAACACACCAUCCUGCACACAGUGAGUUUCUUCAUAUGGGACUUGAACUGUUCACACCUGUUAAACAAAGUG
This is a messenger RNA of Epinephelus fuscoguttatus (brown-marbled grouper), 1269 nucleotides long. RefSeq names its product class I histocompatibility antigen, F10 alpha chain-like. Bases 107 to 1192 code for a protein of 361 amino acids. Gene Ontology annotation, cellular component: external side of plasma membrane. The record is from RefSeq and is a predicted model, not a curated record. Gene Ontology annotation, biological process: immune response. Lineage: Eukaryota; Metazoa; Chordata; Actinopteri; Perciformes; Serranidae. The transcript has 7 exons.